Molecule: messenger RNA, 1782 nt
Organism: Eimeria mitis
Lineage: Eukaryota; Apicomplexa; Conoidasida; Eucoccidiorida; Eimeriidae
Exons: 13
Coding region: 1-1782 (593 amino acids)
Source: RefSeq, a predicted model, not a curated record
AUGUCUUCUCCGGAAGAGUCGGCUGAGCCGAAGAAGCGCGUGGUACGCCUCUCGCUGACGGAGGCAGCAGAUGAGAUCAAGAGGUUGCGGCGCUUCGAGCGGAGGGCAAAUGCAGAGCUUAAACAACAUGAGGAAGAUGCUAAAAACCACCUGGAGCAGAUUAGUCAGCUCAAGCAACAGAUCGUUGACAACGAACGCACUAGCAAGGAGGAAUUGGCCAACCUAACAAACAAGUAUGAAGAAGAAACGAAUAAGCUAAAGACGCAGCUGAAGAAUACCUCCGACGAACUUCAUCAUUUGAAAGAAACUUCUUUGCCGCUUGUUGAAGCGAGGAAGCUGACGUUUAAAGCAUUGCGUAAAGGCAGGGCGCUCCAGUAUAUAGCGCAGCUGUACACGAACAACACCGUGUUGGUUGCUGUGAAGCGGGAAGCGCUAUAUAAACUGCUGGAAAAUGCAGUUGGCACCGACCAUGCCGUGUUCCGCGCAACCCACGGCUUUGCUUGUGGCGUUCAUCCCUACACUGAGAGCCACCUGAGGUUGCUAAGACAAGAGCAGCUUAUCCUUUUGGCUGAGAAUGAGCGACUCCAGGCACAGAUCCAGGAAAUGCAGCACAGCACUGAAAAUAAACGCCGAGACCGUCUAGUGCAACAAGAAGCAGCUAUUAUCGCAAAACAUGAUGUGGGUUCAGACGGUGGGAAUUGGCAGUCUCAGUCGCCACAUGAUGCGGCCAUCGAAAACAGUGGUAGCCGUAGCGUGGGUCAAGAUUUACAGAGGAGCGGGACAGAUCCGCACGGUUUGAUGAAGGCCCAGUCUCUUCACAAUGCUGCCCUUAAGCAAGUUGAAAUGGACCUCGCAAGGACAAAGCUGCGGUCUAUCUGCUCUAUCCUCAAGAUGGCAGAAACUAGACUGCUUGCUUACGCCUGCCGCCGGCUGUACUCCCACUCCUUGGCGGAAUCCAUUGUCCACACCAUGGAAAAAGCAAUCAAAAAAACGAAUGUGGAAUUUAGAAAAGAAAGUAUCGUCACUGGAUGCGCACUGGUGACAUCCUUUGUUAGGGCAAAUGAGAAGGCUAGGAUGCUUAGAGCCUUCUGGAUUCUGAUUCUAAGCGCGAAGAUGCAGAACAGUGCCAAGGAAGUCCAAGCGCUUACGGAGCAGCUUAAACGCGCGCAAGAACAAGAGGCUGCUUCUGCCGGGCGGAGGUACUCUGCAGCGCCAUGCCGCGCUUGCCACGCGUGGUCUGUGCUAUCCUCUGAACUGGACCAGGCUAGCUCUUCCGCCGUUCGGCCUUCAGGUCUGCCCCAGAGAGAAGACUUAACCGCUGGAAUCGGCCUAGCUCCUUCACAGGGGGGUGGAAUCCCUCCGCCCGUUGCCUAUGCCCCGCAUUAUUUCCGCAACUUGCCGUCGGCGCAAAGGCGCCGCAACGUCUAUUUCACCGCUACCCCCCCACGACAGCAAGAACAAGCUAUCCCUAGCACAGUUCAGAGGGCUCGGGAAAUGGCUCUCAGCGAGGAAACUUUGUACCGGCCAAUUUCAUUGGUCGAGGGAUGGAAAGGAGCAGGCACGAAUGGCUUGGGUAUUGGCAUGGAACCCGUUGGCACCGUCAUUGGCUCCCACGCCACGUCGCAGGGCAGCAAACUGGACGCUGCUAAGGGGUCACUGAAGGGCGCACUUCUUCUACCGCAAACUACCCCAUCUUCUCAACCCCUUAGCACAGCAGAGAGAAAUAAUGCCUAUAUGGAACAGUUACUACGUGCCACUGACGAGCGUCUGAAGUUGCAGUGA